Messenger RNA from Gadus chalcogrammus (walleye pollock), 482 nucleotides. It is a transcript of the gene sprn, whose product is annotated as shadow of prion protein. Bases 1 to 474 code for a protein of 157 amino acids. The transcript has a single exon. Lineage: Eukaryota; Metazoa; Chordata; Actinopteri; Gadiformes; Gadidae. The record is from RefSeq and is a predicted model, not a curated record. Gene Ontology annotation, cellular component: membrane.
AUGAAGAUGAUGAACCAGCUGUGGGCGUCCUGCUGGACGUGUCUCCUCCUCUCCAUGUUGCUGUGCGAGCCCGUGCUGUGCAAAGGAGGUCGCGGUGGCUCCAGGGGCUCCUCGCGAGGCACCUCCUCGCGCAGCUCAAACUUGGGAAAAUAUAACGGCGCCGGGACGCGCUCUCGUUACAGGUCCACGGGACGCUCGUCUCCGGUGCGCGUCGCGGCAGCAGCGGCAGCCGGCGCGGCGGUGGCGGUGGCGUUAACGGCGGACGGCUGGUACGCGUCCGCCUACCGCCGUACCAAGGCGGGCAGCUCGGAGGAAGAUUUGGAUUAUUACAACAACAACAACAACACCAAUUAUUUUGACGCUCUGAUGUCACGAUCAACCCAAAAUGUGUCAUCGCUCACCCAAGUUGUUUCUAUUAUCAUUGCUACAUUCUCUCCAGCAUAUGGAGCGAUUAUGGACAGUAUAUUUUAUUAAACACUCUG